This is a messenger RNA of Branchiostoma floridae (Florida lancelet), 908 nucleotides long. Its product is annotated as transmembrane protease serine 9-like. The record is from RefSeq and is a predicted model, not a curated record. Gene Ontology annotation, biological process: proteolysis. Lineage: Eukaryota; Metazoa; Chordata; Leptocardii; Amphioxiformes; Branchiostomatidae. Gene Ontology annotation, molecular function: serine-type endopeptidase activity. The coding region runs from base 3 to 908 and encodes 301 amino acids. The transcript is spliced from 6 exons.
UCAUGUUCUGGUUGGCUUUUGUACUGCUUUUCGCUGUUCAGCAGGGAGGUGGCAGUACCAUUGGCCGCAGCAGCCGCAGUAAUGACCCUAACUGCGGGAAGGCUUCCGUGGGGCUGAACGCCGCGCCCCAGCGGAUCCACGGCGGACAGUACGCCACCCAGGGGAUGUUCCCGUGGAUGGUCAGCCUGAAGAACCUCAAACCCGAGAACCUGCACUACAAGCACUACUGCGGCGGUACCCUGUACAACAACCAGUGGGUCAUCACCGCUGCACACUGCGCGGCAGAGGCUACUGGAGGAACCGAUCCAAGCAUGUGGCGAGUCCGAGCUGGCCUGACGUCUGUGGUAACCUGGGAGGAUGGCAGGGAGGACUACAACGUGUCCCGUGUAAUCCUGCACCCCGCCUACCACGAAUUUACCAUAGGUUCCCAGGAUGUGGCGCACCACGAUGUGGCACUGAUCAAGCUAGCCAGCCCCAUAACAGUGAACAACUUGGUGAACAAUAUCUGCCUGCCUGACUCGGACGCGAUCCCCGGGACUAACUGUGUCGUGAGCGGAUGGGGCUACCAUGAUAUACAGAACCAGGUGGAUGGUGCUGAAUCGGAAAGGCUGAAGUGGACGUACGCCCCCUUGCUCGACCCCGCGUACUGCAGCAAGGACCACGUCUGGGGUACCCUAGAGGUCAGCAGUAUCCAGGUGUGUGCCGGAUAUGAGCAUGGACGGGACGACGCUUGUGACGGAGACUCUGGUGGCCCGCUAAUUUGCCCGUCCCCUGACGGCAGCCGGUGGGAACUGCAUGGAAUCGUGAACUGGGGAGAACAGCCGUGCGGUGACCCACACAAGCCCACCAUGUACGCCCGAGUCACCGCCUUCAAGAGCUGGAUCGAGCAGACCAUCCAGUCCAACUAG